Caenorhabditis elegans is the source of this 1458-nucleotide messenger RNA. It is a transcript of the gene ivd-1, whose product is annotated as Isovaleryl-CoA dehydrogenase, mitochondrial. Gene Ontology annotation, cellular component: mitochondrion. The record is from RefSeq and is marked reviewed. NCBI's taxonomy places the organism in Eukaryota, Metazoa, Nematoda, Chromadorea, Rhabditida, Rhabditidae. Gene Ontology annotation, biological process: L-leucine catabolic process. Bases 31 to 1290 code for a protein of 419 amino acids. Gene Ontology annotation, molecular function: oxidoreductase activity, acting on the CH-CH group of donors; flavin adenine dinucleotide binding; 3-methylbutanoyl-CoA dehydrogenase activity. The transcript is spliced from 4 exons.
AGCCUUCCGUCUCCCGACUUCUUGGUGAAAAUGUCCGCUUUGGCAUCGAAGCUAUUUGCAAAAUGUGCCGCUGGAGGACGGGCUCUUCAGUCCCAAGCAGUUCGGCAAUUUUCAGCAUAUCCUAUUGAUGAUUCUAUGUUUGGGCUUAACGAUGAGGAGAUUGCUCUACGUCAAUCCAUCCGUCAAUUCGCCGACAAGGAGCUCGCCCCGUAUGCUGACAAGAUUGACAAGGACAACGGAUGGGAUCAGCUGAGACCAUUCUGGAAGAAGCUUGGAGACCAGGGACUACUUGGAAUCACUGCGCCAGCUGAGUAUGGUGGAUCUGGAAUGAAUUAUUUCUCUCAUGUAAUUGCAAUGGAAGAGUUAUCGCGUGCUGCUGGUGGAAUUGCUCUUUCCUACGGAGCUCAUUCAAAUCUUUGUAUCAACCAAAUUGUGAGAAAUGGAUCUGAAGAGCAGAGAAAGAAGUAUCUCCCAAAGCUCAUUUCCGGAGAGCACAUGGGAGCUCUUGCCAUGUCGGAGGCUCAAGCUGGAUCUGACGUCGUUAGCAUGAAGCUGCGUGCUGAGAAGAAGGGAGACAAGUAUGUAUUGAAUGGAACCAAAUUCUGGAUUACCAAUGGACCAGACGCUGAUGUUCUUGUCGUCUACGCCAAAACUGAUCCAUCGAAGCAUCAACACGGAAUCACUUGCUUCCUCGUUGAGAAGAAUACUCCAGGAUUCUCGCAAUCCCCGAAGCUCGAUAAACUCGGAAUGCGUGGAUCGAACACGUGUGAGUUGGUAUUCGAUAACUGCGAGAUUCACGAGAGCCAGAUCAUGGGUGGAAAGGGAAAAGGAGUCUACGUUCUGAUGACUGGAUUGGAUUACGAGAGAUUAGUUCUGUCGGGUGGUCCAUUGGGUCUCAUGCAAGCCGCCUGUGAUAUUGCUUUCGAUUAUGCUCACCAGAGAACUGCAUUCGGACAGAAGAUCGGAUCAUUCCAGCUCCUCCAAGGAAAGCUCGCCGACAUGUACACCACCCUCAACGCUUCCCGUUCUUAUCUUUACAUGGUCGCCAAGGCAGCCGAUAAGGGAAAUGUGUCGAAUAAGGAUUGUGCCGGUGUGAUUCUCUAUGUCGCCGAAAAAUGUACUCAAGUGUGUCUCGACGCGAUUCAAAUUCUCGGCGGAAACGGAUACAUCAAUGACUAUCCAGCUGGACGACUUCUCCGCGACGCCAAGCUUUACGAGAUCGGAGCCGGAACUAGCGAGGUCCGUCGUCUGAUCAUUGGACGUGCUCUCAACAAGGAAUACUCCAACUAAUAAUUUGCCCAGUGAUCUCUGUUUGUUUUCAAAUUCUUCAAAGGAGCUUUUCAUCUGAAGGCCCGCUCGUCUUAAAUUGUGACUAUAAACCGGUCGAUUCCCCCUAUAGCGUUUAAUUAUAAUUAAUAGUAAAUUUAGAUGUAAUUUUAUAAAACAAUGAAAUUAAAA